Molecule: messenger RNA, 8764 nt
Organism: Equus caballus (horse)
Lineage: Eukaryota; Metazoa; Chordata; Mammalia; Perissodactyla; Equidae
Gene: DOK6
Product: docking protein 6
Biological process (GO): positive regulation of MAPK cascade; Ras protein signal transduction; cell surface receptor protein tyrosine kinase signaling pathway
Cellular component (GO): cytoplasm
Source: RefSeq, a predicted model, not a curated record
CGGCGGGGGGCGAAGGUGAGGACCGGAACGCGGAGGGCGGGCGCUGCUCGCGGCGCCGGGCCGCGUUCCUCGUCCGCGGCCGCCCUGCCACCCAGCCCGCGUGCCCGCCGGCGGGAGCUCGGGGGCACCGGGCGGCGGCGCGGCUGCUGGAGGCGGCUGGCUGGAUGCGAGACCUGCGCGGACCCGGCGGCGGACGGCGGCUCUCGACUCGGGGAAGCCGAACGCUCCGGCCAUGGCCUCCAACUUUAACGACAUAGUCAAGCAGGGCUACGUGAAAAUCCGCAGCAGGAAGCUGGGGAUUUUCAGACGAUGCUGGUUAGUUUUCAAGAAGGCUUCUAGUAAAGGACCCAGAAGGCUAGAAAAAUUUCCAGAUGAAAAGGCAGCAUAUUUCAGAAACUUUCAUAAGGUAACUGAACUGCACAACAUCAAAAAUAUAACGAGACUGCCUCGAGAGACAAAGAAGCACGCGGUGGCAAUUAUCUUUCACGAUGAAACGUCAAAGACCUUUGCCUGUGAGUCAGAGCUGGAGGCUGAGGAGUGGUGCAAACAUCUCUGCAUGGAGUGUCUGGGGACCAGACUGAACGACAUCAGCCUUGGGGAGCCGGAUCUCCUGGCGGCAGGAGUGCAGCGGGAACAGAAUGAGCGAUUCAAUGUGUAUCUGAUGCCUACACCAAAUCUGGAUAUUUAUGGCGAAUGCACAAUGCAGAUCACUCAUGAGAAUAUCUAUCUCUGGGAUAUCCACAAUGCCAAGGUCAAACUGGUGAUGUGGCCUCUCAGCUCACUGAGGAGAUAUGGGCGGGACUCAACGUGGUUCACGUUUGAGUCAGGAAGAAUGUGUGACACAGGAGAAGGACUAUUCACUUUUCAAACAAGGGAAGGAGAAAUGAUCUAUCAGAAGGUGCAUUCUGCGACACUGGCCAUAGCUGAGCAACAUGAAAGAUUAAUGCUAGAAAUGGAGCAGAAGGCCCGGCUUCAGACAAGCUUGACUGAACCGAUGACAUUAUCCAAAUCAAUCUCUCUUCCUCGUAGUGCAUACUGGCACCACAUCACUCGUCAGAACAGCGUGGGAGAAAUCUACAGUUUGCAAGGUCACGGGUUUGGUUCAUCAAAGAUGUCGCGCGCACAGACCUUUCCCAGCUACACCUCAGAGCAGAACGAAGAGACACAGCAGUCCUUAUCUCGGUCGAGCAGCUAUGGAUUCAGCUACAGCUCCAGCCUCAUUCAAUGACACACAGAGAGCCACUGCUGACCAGAGAGACUGUCUGUCCCGGACCUGCUUGUAGGGUCAUUGCACCCUCUGCCUCCUGGAAGACCACUUGCAGUAAAAAAUUGAAAUGGGUUGGCUCGAGCCCCGAUCCCAGUGGAAGGUUAAAAACUGGAGUUCUGCUCCCUUGAUUCUGUGGCUAAGUCCUUUAUUUAUUGAAUUUCUGGGGGGAAUCUGUGUUUUACAAAAAUAGAAUCCAAAUCGUAUGAACAGUUAUUUAAAUAAAAUUCUUUGGGUCUGACAGUGGCAGAAGCCUGGGCACUGAAAGAAGUUGCCUAUACUGGGUUGAAGCUGGGUGGUGGGUGGUACCCUGCCCUCACGGCUCAGCUCUCCCAUCUGAUGACAGGAGGUAUGUCCUUGGACAUAAUGCUGACCCACCACAAGCUACGUGGCUUGGAAGGUUUUGACAGGGACAAAGCCAGUAAACUCUAUAAAUGACAUCAUAACUCUCCAUAUAAAUAAGCCCAGUGACAAUUAAGGGAACACAACAUUUAGAACACACUAUUAAGCAGGGCCUUGUAGCUCUACUGUGUGUGUGUAUGUGUGUGUGUGUGUAUGUGUGUGUGUCUGUAGACAAAUAUAGACAUGGAUAUUGCCAUAUCCAUCUAUAUCCAACAAGUAUAUAUCAAAUGUGUGCUGAGGGUGACAGGAUAUGCUCACUUAAAUUGUUGAAAACUGUCAUUUGGUGCAUUACAAUUAAGAUUGUUAUGUUGAAUAGCUAUUUUUAAAAUAGUGCUGUAAAAAAAGGCUUCUUAUUAGUAACAGUAUUUAUGUAGUCCAGUCUGCUCCUAUGACAAGUGCAAGUGAAAAUGUGAAAGGAGGGAAUGCUUUGGAAGCAAAGGAACUGGUCUAGUGUCAUACACGUCAUGUCACCGUGCUGUCUUUCUGAUUAGUAUCCCUUGUUGUCCCAACGUUUCUCCCUUUGGCCAUCCCUCUGAGCUACGCGGGGAAGAUUGGGUGUUAUCACCGAUCAGCUUCCAUUUAACCUAGAGAAAAAGUGAACUCUAAAUGAGAACCUGUUUAAGAAAGAGAUAAAAAUACAUUUAAAAACAACUCAGCUAUUUUGCAGUCAGGAGAAGAACAAUAGGCAAAGGAUUGUAGAUAUCAAUUAUUUAAGAUUUCGUGGAUGCUGUUCUCAGAAAGUCAUCAGGGGCUUGUUUACUGUGUAACCAGAAUUUGCUGGGCUUUACCUUCCUUUUACUGGACAUGAGUUGGCAGGGAUUAUAAAAGAAAAUGGAUCAAAUAUAAUUUUUUUCAUCUCUGACAUUAAUGACAAACCUACAAGGUUUAAAGGGAAGUGGUGAUUUCCAUGUGAACUGAGGAAGUUUGGCUAAUUUCGCUCAACAAAGAUAUUUCUGUCCUUAAUUUUGGAGUUCACUUGAGUAAAAAUAAAGAUUAUUCUGCCUGAGUUAUCUGAUGUCACAUGCCUAAGAUGGAUAGCCAUCAACUACUCCAUGGUGAUUUCAAGACCAGUGAGCCAAGUCAUGUAAGAUGAAAGCCUGACUUAUUUUAAUAGCAAAAUUUUUUAUACUAUCAAAGAUAGUCUGUUGAAAAGGUACCAGUUUUGCUGAUCUGUGAUAAGUAUUUUUUUCAUCCCUAUCCAUAGCUUGAAUGCAGAUUGACAAUUCAUUUCAGAGAACAACUACUGAAUAAAAAUGGUUCUAGAUCCCUCCUUGAUAAAUUUGCACUUAUAGCAACUACCUAGACUCUCUGAAUCUCAGAUAAGUGUGAAAACCCCAUCAAGAUGCUAAUCAUAAGAGUUAAUGUGGCUGUGAAAAAUAAUUAUCCUAGGCUUUCAGGGAUAAAAAGAAAAUUACUCAAACUCUCUGCACUGUGAAUUUUGCUGACACUGCGGAAGAGCAGAUGACUGGUUCCUGACAAUGAUACAGCCCUCCCUGAAAUCCCAGUUUUCAGGGUUAAACACCUCUGAAUCACUUUAGUGCAUGGCAUUUGCUUUUGAAAUGCCGUUAGUAAAACACACCAGAGCAACUCCCAGCUGAGACCAUUUGAGCACAGCUCCUAGUGAUGCCGCAUUCAGAGCAAGCCUCUCCUGUCUCACUCAGUCGAGCUGUUGCUUAGAGACCACAAGUUUCUACAAGGGACUUAUGGGGAAAAGUCCUCAAGGGUCCUGGUUCAUUUCUCAGCUUUUUUAACGUGCCAGAAGCACAGACAGCGAGUCCAGGGGGGAUUCUGCUAAUUAGAUGAGUCUGCUCUUGUGUCUAUUUGGUGGGAGACACAAUCCCUGCAUGAAGUUGCUUCAAGAACACCAUUUGCUUGUGAUCAUUACCAGUGGGCAUAACUGAGGGGAUACCAGAAAUCAGGCAUAACCUUGGGCCAGUUCAUUCUGAAAAUGAUGUCAUAAAAGGAGUGUGUGAGAGAGUAAUUUCCUUCCCAAGUCUUUGGCCCAAGCUCAUCACAAUGAGAAUGAUGCUAUAAAAUAUCUAAUGGUACAUUUUGAAGAUUUAUUCCAGCAUACUCCUCCAACUAUAGUUAAAAUUGUAGUUAACUCAAAUUGCUAAAUGAACAAAUAGGAGAAUUUAUAUUAACCUAAUAAACUUGACAUAGGCAGCACGCAUUGUAAUAAAAAUGACAAGCAGACAUAUCUUCUACAAAAACCAAAGACAAAAAGUUACUGUACCAGUCUCCUGGAACGUCAUAAAAUUACUUCCAGGAGAGCAAUUAGAGUGGUCAUGGACAUGUAUUCAACUCACUGGAGCUCGUAGGUUUUUGACUGAAGAUGCCUCUACACUUUGCAAGUCAUUUUUCUCCCUUCAGAAAUUUUUAUACUUUAAUAUACAGGUGACUUUUUCAUUGUGAGGGAGGGAUUGCUGUGAACCAAAGACAUCUUUUGGCUCCUUCUGAAAGUGACUCAGUUGGGGUUCCAUCCCGAUUUUUAGACAGGUGAAUGAAGAUGGUCACAGUUUCCAUAUUGGUUUGGAAGAGAGCAAUGAUGAAGGAGCUCAACACAAGUAAUAGAGGCUCUUCUGAGGACAGAGAAGCUUGGAGGAUGUACACAUUUCACAGAUCCAUUAUAUGAGGGCAUUUAUAUCUUAUGUCCCCAGUCUUUUCUUCUGAUGAUAUUAACUGCUAUAUACAUGACCAACACAUAAUAUUAUAUUUAAAAUGCAGAAAAGUACAAAGUAACUUUGACCAAUAGUUUACUAUUCUGGUGGAGGAAAAAAGAAAACACGUCUUUCGCUUAUUAAUUGAAUGAAUAAUAGACACUCACAACUAAUUUAUUUAUGCAGGUUGCAAAUAUUUAUGAGUCAAUAGGUUCUGACCACUGCCACAAUUUGAACUUAAAGAAAUAAGAAGUAUAUAUUUACUUAUGUAUUAAGAAAGAUGCUGUUUGAUAAAGCAUGUGAUAUAAAGUGAAACAUAUUUAUUAAAAGUAAACCUCACAUUUUCACCAAAUGGUAACUAGAGUACCAGUCCUAGUAUCUUGUACAAUUUUUCUCUGUCUUCAUUGGGCAAUUUUAUGUUCGAGAAACCUUUGCCACCUGUAAUAUGGCCAACCACUUACACUUUCUGUCCAAUAUAGAAACAGUAGACUAACAAUUUUACACUAUUAGUAGUUUCUACAAAUCCAAUUUAUUGCAUGUGGUAUCUUUAACAUAAAUAUUUUUAAAAAAUCAUAAAAAUUGAUGUCCACCCCUCAUUCUUUGGCCCGUAUCUCAGAGAACUUUGUAAAAAAGCAUGAGUACCUUACUGCCUAGAUUAUUGGAGCCACUUACUAAAAUCGACCAAUAAUGCUACAGUGAAAACUAGCUAAACAAAUAAUAUUCUUAUAAAAAAUUAUAGUCCAGUUUUGAUUAUUAUACUACAGCACAAUAAACGGACUAUAUAUAUUCAAUGAGGCCAAGCUUUAAGCCUUUAACACUUCAUGUUUUAUAAUAAAUAUUAUACUACAAACUGCUCAAAGUGAAAAUUACACAUUUUUCUCCAAUUUCAUUAGCAAUGUCUAUCAAUAUCUUGCAAUUUCAAAUUACUUUAUCAAUCAUUAUUGAUACUUUGUAAUCCCUGAACUUGACCUCAAAAUAGAUAAAAAUUUGCUACUAGCUAUUCAUUAAAAUUAUAAUAAUAGGUCGUAUGCCACCCAAAUGAAUUUCUAGCCUGUGAAAUUUAUGGAGUGCAAUUUCCCAUGGAGUUUCACUUAGUGCUAGGUAUGCAAUUGAAAGAAGACAUCAGUUGUAUCAUGUUUUGAAGUUACCACAGAAAGACAACACAUAACAACACAUAACCAACAAGUAUGCAUUCCUGGAUUUAGUGAAAAUUACUGAAUACAAAACAAUCUGUAACAAAAUCCCCUCUCCAGUAACAUGAGGAUCAUUUUUGUAUGGUCAACCUCAUGUGAGUUUCAACAUGAAGAUAUGUUAUCAGUGAAACUGGCUGGAGGCUAAAUAUGUCAGAAGAGGUCAACAGCCCCAUAUGUGCAUUCUCUAGAAAUGUAUUUGAAAGAGUAAUCCACCUUUUUCUCCCUGAAACUACCACAAAUCUCUACUUUCUUAUUCUAGAAUGUGAAUCUUUGUUGUAUCAUUUCUACAGUUGUGACAAGUAGAUAAGGCAUUAGAUAGUUUAUAGACUCUUGUGGAAGUGUUAUGAGAUGUUGGGCACAUUUUUUAGAUAGGAAGAAUGCUUGCUAGCUCUGGAUGCAAUCUUAAAGGUCAUGUAGGAUAAAGGUCCCACUUUAUGUUCCACCCAGGAGAAAACCAAAACCCAUGGAUGCUGUAGUUUAUUCAAAGGCAAAGAAAUGGUUAGGAAUAGUUUGGCCUAGUUCCAGGCUUCUGGUUCAGGGAUGUUUCCUUGGCUCAUCCGGUCUCCCAGUGAGGUGUAGUGGGAGUUGAGAAUGCCACAUGGCCUGUGAGUAAAUAGGCUCUUGAGCAUUUCAGUGUUUCCCAUGUUUUUCAGAGUCUCCUACUCUUCCUGGACUCGUCACCAACGUAUAAAUAGAGAGGCUUCAUGGGUCAAUUCUUUAGACUUGUUGUAGGUCAUGAAUGAUUGGGAUAAGUUUUAUUACUCUUACAUUGUCAUCCAGUUCUUUGUUGGAAAUUCAGACAUAUUUAUCCUAAAGUGAUAGUCAAACUAAAAAUAAAUAAAUAAAUAGGUGUACGUGUUUUGUAUUCCAUAAUUCACCAUAUUGUAAUUGAGAUUAUUAUUUGGGGGAUUCUGUAGCACUUUGUUUAAUCACUUAUGGCGUUUGUCACAACUUCGUUAGAUCAUGAACAACAUCAGGACUACAUUUUUUCAUGUGAACUUCACAAAGCUUCCAUUUUCAAUUGAAAUAUGGGGAAUGAGUUUUUUUGCAUUAAAAUAUCUUACACAUCAAGUCAAUUAUUUAAAUUAACUGAAGUUUAUAUAAAUAAGAAAUAAUUUAAAAUUACAAAAUAACAGAAAACUACAUUUUACUUGUGAUUUUCAUACACUUUUCCCUAGUUUGAGAUUUUAAUAUCUUGUAAACAGUUAAAAGAGAGGAAAAAUGCAAUUGUGAUAGAAACAUCAACUUCCUUCUAAUAAUUCUGUUUAAUAAGUUUUUCUUUUACCUCAUCUUCUAUGCCUGCUACCCUAGUCCAUAUUGCAUAUUCUGGUUUUAAGAAGAAUGAAUGGAUUUAAAUUUUCUAAGAGUUAUUUUGGGCUAGUUUUAGUAGUUAAUACACUUAACUUCCUCAACCUGUUCCCUGGUUUUAGGAUGAUUUUAGACUUAAAUAGAGCAUAAAAUCAACCCUUUUUGUAGACACAGAAUUGUGCAUCGAAUGGAGCAGGGUAUCUACCCUAAAAUGGUAAUUGUGUUUAUGUUGGAAUCUUAUUGCUAUCUUAAUUCACUCAAGAGACCCACAGCCUCAUAAGAGGUGCUUACUUUCAGAAAUCCAAACUUUAAAAGCCCAAAUUCAGGAAAAGAAAAAGAUUGAGAUGAUUUAAAUUUUUUUUAAAAGUCACUACAGGAUUUCACUCAAAAACAUCAUGAGAGGGUUUUAUGGUGUUCCAGUCUCAUUAGCUAUUUGACAGAUGGGCUGAAAGUCAAGGAAAAUAAAGAAUAAAAUGAUAGGAGUAUCUUGAUACUAAAUAUGAAUCAAAAAUUAACAUGAUGUAGGUCAAUAUGAAAUAAUUUGAUUACUCACAUUCAUAUUUGCAUAUCUAUUGCAUAAUUCAAGGAACAAUGCUUAUUCUUAUCAAAAGUAUAUAUAUAUAUAUAUAUCAAUGGGUGGAGUAGGGGGAAUGGAGCUCCAAAUUUUUGUGAAGACCUGAAAUAGAGAAUAGAGAUUCUUUCCAGUGUUGACAGUUUCUAUUAUUUUAGCUAUAGCAGGCGAUAUAUAAAUCACAGCAACCAAUCAGUCUACUCUAUUCAAAGAAUGAGCAUGAACACCAGCAUCAUCUUUACUACAGAGGACAAGAGACCUCCCAGGACCUGCAGAGGCUCCCUCGUACCCUCUCCACACAAACCCUAACACACGCGUGCACACACACACACACACACAUUUUUGACUUUUGACCUAGUUUAUAUGUUAUAGUUAUCAUUUUCUUAGGGCCACACAGAAUUAUCCCAUCUUGUAAAGUGCUUAUCCCAAUGAAUCUUCAAAAUAUAUUAAAUUAUGUGUUAUAUGUUUGCUUUCUGUAAAUUCUUUUAAAUUAACUUAUAUAUACUUUGUGAAAUCUUAUACUGUACAUUAUAAAGGGAUGUCAUUUGUUGAUUAAAUAUAAUGUUUAUGAUCACUUUGAUAAAAAUAACUUUGGACGCUAGGCCCUUGUUCAGAAAUAAAAUACCCAUUACAAAUUUGCUUCUAUUAGAAAAUAAAUGAGUUGACAUAUUUUAUUUUUAAUCACAAUCUAUUCCAGAUAAAUAAUAUUUUGGGGACAUCUGUACUUAAAUACUAGUUAAGCCACCUUUUGGAAUGGAAUGCAAAGGGAUAACUGUCCCUGGAACCUAAAUGUGAAUUUCUGACCGAACAGAAAAUAUUAUAAUAAUGAGGCAAUAAUAAAAUUAGGAAAUUAAAUUAUUUGUAAAUCUGUCUGUGUGAUUUUCCCCUUGGUAAAAAUACACGAAAUACCUCAAGAAUGAUGUUCUUCUGAAUUUGUAGUUUCUACAUCUCAGUACUAAACUAUUGUUGUUAAUGUUUUACUUGUAAUCUAAGAAAUUUACAAGUGAUAUUGCUGCAAGGAGGUUAAUUUCUAGUUGUGCAAUAUUAAAAUUUCCUCUAUCACUUAAAGAAACGCAAAGCAGCUCAAAAAUGCCACUUUACACCACAACUUUGCAUGAUUGAGAUUUUGAACAUCUAAAAUGAUGGUUUUUGCCCACGAGUUAUUUAAUAUUGUUAGCACUGUAAUAUUAUAUGAUUUCCUUACAUUUUUGUUAUCCUGUGAUGACCUGUAACUAUGUAAUUAAACAGAAUUCUGACAAUCCUAUUCUACUAACCUUUAAAAUGUCUCUUAUUCCUUACUCAUUGGCUUGCUAUUUUCAAAAUAAAGUAAAAGAAGGCCCUUUAUUAAAUGUAAUUUUACUGACAA